This is a messenger RNA of Fusarium vanettenii 77-13-4, 1326 nucleotides long. RefSeq lists its product as uncharacterized. Lineage: Eukaryota; Fungi; Ascomycota; Sordariomycetes; Hypocreales; Nectriaceae. The transcript has 3 exons. The record is from RefSeq and is a predicted model, not a curated record. Bases 1 to 1326 code for a protein of 441 amino acids.
AUGUACUCCGCCGGCUACGGCUUUGCCAACAAUGCUGCUCCCUCCUUCAACAACCCUGCCCCACAGCAGCCCGGAGCCCAGCCAGCCGGCCAGCAGAUCAUGUAUAACCAGCAGCAGCAGCAGCAGCAGUUCGCCGGCAUGACUCCCCAGGGAGCCUUUGCCCCCGGCGCGAACCCUCAAAUGAUGCCCGGUGGUCCUGGGAUGAUGCCAAACGCCGGCAUGCCGCAUAUGGCUGCCAAUGGUCAGAUGGCAGGAUACCAACAGCAAUUCCAAGGCGCCCCCUAUGGCCAAGUCGUUCCCUCGUCGGUCGGUCCUCAGAGCUUCAACCCGAAUUACAUGAUGGCGGGUGGUAUGCAGGGUUUUCAGAUGAACCAGGCUGGGAUGCCUCAGCAGCAGAUGAUGCAAAGGAUGCAGCAACAGCAACAACCACCGCAGCAACCGAACCCUGCGGCUAUGGGUCAAGUGUCGACUCCUCAGAGACCCCCGAGUGCUGCUCAAGGUACACCGACCAACGCCUUACCUUCUCAACAGGGCCAGUUCCCGACCCCUCAGCCUCCAUCACAAAGCCAAACACCGACAAACCAGCAACAACCACCUCAACAGCCGCCUCAACCUCAGCAGUCACAGGCGCAGCAGUCUCAGCAGACACCUGCCACAGCUUCAACACCUCAGACACCAACCUUUUCCUCGAAUCAAAAUCCGGUAGUCAAUGGAGGCUCGGCCGUAGCAACACCUUUGAGCCCAGGAACAGAGUCUCGCGAAAAGGAGCGAUUUUCUUUACUACUGGACAUCAACCAUGAACUUCUCUACGAGUCGAUACAGCUCCAAAUGACGCAACAAGAACUCAAAAAGGAGCAUGCGGGAGAUGGAAACACUGGUGACAAGAAGCCAACAGAAGAAGAAACACAUCUGCAACAAGACUACCUUCAAUGCAUGAGACGGUUGCAGGCAAACCUAUCAUAUAUGGCAGCUCUGGCAGACAGGAAGCCUGAAGUCAAAGUGCCACCAUGUCCGCAAUAUCUCAGUGCUCCCCCUUUGCAUCUGAACCUCAAACUCAAAGCACCAGCUUUGGGACCUGAUGGUGCAGAGAACAAAAUCGAUCCAGUGGCAGACCGUGAAGAGCGAGACAAGAGUAUCAAAGAUCUCUACUCACGGCUACAGGCCGCGUUUCCUACGAUUGAUCCCAAGAAGGAACCAGUUUAUCGCAUGAACACGCAAGGCCAGAAGCCAGGCAAUGCUGCAAACCAAGCUAGUCCAACGGCUCAAAAGACACCUCAAAUGACCAACAUGCCAGCACCUCCAAUGCCUCAAGGCAGCAUGCCCUAA